Molecule: messenger RNA, 789 nt
Organism: Cucurbitaria berberidis CBS 394.84
Lineage: Eukaryota; Fungi; Ascomycota; Dothideomycetes; Pleosporales; Cucurbitariaceae
Product: 3-hydroxyacyl-CoA dehydrogenase type-2
Exons: 1
Coding region: 1-789 (262 amino acids)
Molecular function (GO): oxidoreductase activity
Source: RefSeq, a predicted model, not a curated record
AUGAAAAUCGCAGACAGGACCGUUAUAAUUAGCGGCGGCGCAUCCGGCCUCGGCCUUGCAACAGCACGCGCCCUCCACGCCCAAGGCGCAUACGUCUCGCUCCUCGACCUAAACAGCGACAAUGGUUCCAAGAUCGUAGCAGAGCUAGGCACGCGAUCCAAGUUCUUCGAGACCGACGUAACCGAUACCAAAGCAAUCGCUGCUGCGGUGACAGGAACAGUGGCUUGGGCAAAAGAGACAGGGAAAGAGAUCGGCGGCGUGGUGGCUGGUGCUGGUGUCGGUCUACCAGGCCUGAUCAUCGACAAGAAGAACGAACCGUUGAGCAUCGAAAGCAUCGAUUUCGUACUCAAUAUUAACCUCCGCGGCACCCUCGACCUCAUUCGGCAGACAGUACCGCAUAUGACGACCGCAACGCCCUCGGAGCCCGACGGUUCACGCGGUGUGAUAAUCAUGAUCGCCUCCAGCGCCGCGUUUGACGGACAGAUGGGCCAAGUCGCCUACGCGGCCAGCAAAGGCGCCGUGGCUAGCCUGACCCUCCCACUCGCACGAGAUCUCUCGAAACACGGUAUUAGGGCCGUGACCAUCGCGCCGAGCAUGUUCGAUAGCGCCAUGACAAAGAUGUUGAGCGAGAAGGUUAAGAAAAGCCUGGAGAACAGUAUGGAGUUUCCCAGACGAGCAGGACUGCCCGAGGAGUUUGCGAGAUUGGUGGUGGAGUGUGUAGGGAAUGAGAUGCUAAAUGGAACGGUACUGCGGUUGGAUGGGGCGAUGAGGAUGCCCGCGAGGUUGUAA